Molecule: messenger RNA, 1645 nt
Organism: Betta splendens (Siamese fighting fish)
Lineage: Eukaryota; Metazoa; Chordata; Actinopteri; Anabantiformes; Osphronemidae
Gene: agtrap
Product: angiotensin II receptor-associated protein
Exons: 5
Coding region: 171-668 (165 amino acids)
Biological process (GO): angiotensin-activated signaling pathway; regulation of blood pressure
Cellular component (GO): plasma membrane
Source: RefSeq, a predicted model, not a curated record
GCAGUCAGGCUGCCGUCACAUGGUUUCUGUUGCCGACUGAGCUCAGCGGAGGAGGAGCCUCUGCCAGAAGUCUGUGUAAGAGACGACCUGCAGUGUUUUCUCAUGUGGCCUCGCAACAAGCUGAACGAGUGACUCAGAUCAAGGCAGAGCUGCGCAGCAAACGGCCUGUUAUGGAGAUCCCUGCCAUAAACCUAAAGGCCAUCGUCCUGGUGCACUGGCUCCUCACAGUGUGGGGCUGCAUGGCGCUGUGGCUGCCCACGUCCUACGCGUGGGGGAACUUCACCGUCCUGGCCGUCGGCGUGUGGGCCGUGGCGCAGAGGGACUCGCUGGACGCGGUGCUGAUGUUCCUGCUGGGGAUGAUCGUGACCAUACUGACUGACAUCGUCCACUUCGGCAUCUUCUACCACGUUCCGGACCUGGUGCCGGACCUGUUCCGCUUCAGCGCGGGCAUGGCCAUCCUCAGCCUGCUGCUCAAACCCGCCUCCUGCUUCUUCGUUUACCAGAUGUACCGCGAGCGCGGGGGCGAGUACAACGUCAACUUUGGUUUCCCCUCUGUAUCACGUAGCAGAGACGCCUAUCAGUCCAUUGACCAACAGCACGAGUCGUCCAGCGCAGCCAGUCCCUUCAACCAGACCCAGGACGGCAAAGCAGGAGCCCGUAAAUACUGAGCCGCGCGGCGGGUGACUUCCUUCCUCUGGAGCCUCUGUAGUUCAGCUCCAGUCGUGAUGCUCCAUCUGCUGCAGAGACCAGUCCAGCCUCCUUCUUCUUCUCCCUCCGUCCUCCUGUUAUCUUGAUUUGUACUGAUGUAGUCUCUUUGUUUCCGUCUCACAUGUUCAGCCGUAUGUUUCCCACAGACGCUGCUGCAGUAUUAAAUACUGUAUGUUUGCACAUAAUGAAGGACCCUGUUACACAGUCUAGGUCCUGUUGUGUUCAAACAACACGGAAGCUGAGGUCUUCCAUUAUUUCAUUAAAUCUCCCUCAUGCUCGUCCACAUGUCAUUAAUCCAGUUGAUGUGCUGGUACCAGUCUGGACGUCUCCUGUCAUCAACCAUCACGUUUUCCACUCGCUCCAGCGUUUGCUCAAAUAACACGACUGAGCCGAGGUGAGAACGUGGCGCUGAACCUGCAGACGACCGAACAGCAACUCUGAAAUGUCCUAUUUUAUGCUUUGUCUAUUUUUUAUAGUUUAGAGAGAAAGUUACUACUGAAGCCCAGUUUUCUGUCAGAGAAACUAUUUUUAUUUGUGGUCGGAACUGGUUGUGAGUGUUUGUUGCUUUGAAGUGAAAGUGAGAAGAUUUCAUAGAGGAAAUAGAAUCUACGGCAGAGGUUUUGUCAAACAAGCUUUACAGCAGGAAUGAGGUUUGCACAGAAGCUUUCAGACGGACUGUCCACAGAAUCCUCGCUGCUCUUAUUGGUUCUUCUUCCCGUCACACGUCUGUUUACUCUCACCCUCUCAGACUUUACGCAUCCACACAGACAUUUAUCACCGGCUUCUGCUCAGAGACCCUCCACCUUCAGGCUCCGUGUGUUUUCACUGAGAGGCUGAAAUGAAAACCUCACUUAUCCACUGCUGUUAUUUGUGUACAUGUAAGUGACUUGAAAUGAGACGAAAGUGCCUCAAUAAGCAAAUAAAUAAUUAAACUGUG